CGACAGCUCUAACUAACGUUGAAACGUUGAAACGUCGCUUCAAUUGGAGCUUGUGUGUCCUUUCCAUUUCCCCUUCACUAUUUAUUUCCUCCUGCAUAGUUGGAAUAGGACUAAUCCCUCGAGAUAUUUCUAAUUACCACAUUUAACCUCUUCGAAUUUAUCUGAGGGGUCCUGUUGUUACCCUCUAUUCAUCAUGCUUAAUCUCCGCCGACUUUUCGUCGGCGCUCUGCUGCUGGUCGGUCUAAGCGUUAUCUGCUUCUCCCAGUCGGCUGAAGCUGCCAAGGGGCCAAAGAUCACCCACAAGGUCUACUUCGACAUUACGCACGGUGAUGAACCUCUUGGCCGCAUUGUCAUGGGUCUCUAUGGAAAGACUGUCCCUAAGACCGCUGAAAACUUCCGAGCUCUUGCUACUGGAGAGAAGGGUUUUGGCUAUGAGGGUUCUACUUUCCACCGAGUUAUCAGGUCGUUCAUGAUCCAGGGAGGUGACUUCACCAAGGGUGAUGGCACUGGUGGCAAGUCGAUCUACGGCGAGAAGUUCCCUGACGAGAACUUCAAGCUAAAGCACUCCAAGGAGGGCCUCCUAUCUAUGGCAAACGCUGGCAAAGACACCAACGGCUCCCAGUUCUUCAUUACUACCGUCGUCACCUCGUGGCUUGAUGGCAAGCACGUUGUAUUUGGCGAGGUUCUUGAGGGCUUUGAUAUUGUCAAGAAGAUCGAGGGUGUCAAGACCAAGCCCGGCGACAAGCCGGACCAGACCGUCAAGAUUGCUAAGAGCGGAGAGCUUGAGGUGCCCCCAGAAGGUUUAAACGGAAAUUCUGAAUGGGCUGCAGGAUACUCUACCGAAGAGACCACGCCCACUGAGGCGGUUGGGACCGCAGCUCCCUCCGCCGGGUGGACCGUCUUCCAAAAGGCGCUAUUCUUCGGUGUUAUCGUUGCUGCUUUUGCAUUCUACCUACGCCUAUCAAAACGGAGGAGCGAGCAGGACGCCGCUUACGAGAAGACGAUGGUAUAGAUGAUGUUUGGAUUUAUAGUUUCUAAAAAACGAAAUACAUAACGCAUUUGCUAUGAUAUUAUUUCGAUUGCUACAAGAUAUAUAGGUGCCUACUAUGCACUCAAUAUGUGUUGUGGUUGUUCUUGA
Molecule: messenger RNA, 1138 nt
Organism: Annulohypoxylon maeteangense
Lineage: Eukaryota; Fungi; Ascomycota; Sordariomycetes; Xylariales; Hypoxylaceae
Product: peptidyl-prolyl cis-trans isomerase B
Exons: 4
Coding region: 194-1012 (272 amino acids)
Biological process (GO): protein peptidyl-prolyl isomerization; protein folding
Cellular component (GO): fungal-type vacuole; endoplasmic reticulum
Molecular function (GO): peptidyl-prolyl cis-trans isomerase activity
Source: RefSeq, a predicted model, not a curated record